UCACCAGUCGGCCUCCUCGUCUGAUCAACCACACACACACACACACACGCACACACCUGCCUGUCCGUCCGCCUGUUCAUCUCAUCUAUCUGUGAGCAUGUGUGUGGUACCCCGGUUGGAUGGUGUGUGGUGCCCGCGGGAUGGCGGAGGACGGCUCGAAGCAGGGGCAGCAGCGUAGCGGUCGUCGUAGCCUCCCUGCUCGCGGGGCGGGCGGCGAUCGCGAUCGUCCUCAAACUCCUGACCGAUUCAUUGAUUGGGGACACACAGACAUACACACGUUGAUCCGGACUCCAUGACGACAUGAAUGUGUGGCAUUCAUUCACACCGUCCCCGCCCGCCCCAUCGACUCACUCGGUUGUUGCGCUUCUGUCGGGGCGGUGCAGCGCCGCCGCGGCGCUCGUCACGAUAGUCCCAAGGACGCAUCACGUCUGAGGGGGCACACACAAGGCAACACAUACAUACAGCACACCCACACCGCCCGUGUGUCGUAUGUCUGUGUCUGUGCCUCUGUGUGGUGUGGUGUGGUGGUUGCUGACCCUGUCCAGCGCCCAUCCCAGGAACCACAGCAGGGUCGUUGUCACGGAAGGCCCGCAUGUUACCGCCGUAGCCCCCACCACCGCCCCCGCCACCACCACGCCCGUCACGGCCGUCGUACUCGUCCUCAUCAUCUAGGACAACACGGAACACUGAAACUGGUGGCAAUCAAUGUCGGCUCGCUGUCUGCCCUGCCUUUGUGGUGGUGGGGGUGCUUACGCCGUCCGCCGUAUUGGUCGCGGUGGUCACGGUUGUAGUCACGGUCACGGUCCUGACGCACACCGACACACACGCAGGCACAGAUCUGCAUGUAUGUCGAGACGGCAUCAUCUCAUCCAUCUGGCUUACGUCGUUGUAUUGGUAGUUGUUGUUGCGCCCCCCUGUGCGUUCGACGUCCUCCUCGCGAGGCCGGUAGUUGUUGUUGUUGCGCCCCCCGCCGUCACGACGGCCGCCACCACCACCACCUCCACGACGGUCAGGCGUGUCGUACUCAUCCUCAUACGCUGAGUUGAUAAAGAAUGCCAUCCACACGCAAUCGAUCCGCCGCUCCAUGUGUGUGAGGGCAUCCAUCUCUCUGUGUGUUGCUUUCCACUUACUGUCUCGGCCUCGGUCGCAGUCGCGGCUGUCUCGCUGCUGUCGUCGGCUGUCUCGGGGCGCGCUGCCGGAGCCGGGGGGCGGGGCGGUUGAGGGUAGGUACUGCAUGAGCUGGGCCAGCUGCUGCUGCAUCUGCUGCUGCAUCUGCUGCUGCAUCUGUGCCUGCUGCUGCAUCCGCUGCAUCUCCUCCUGGUGCUUGCGAUUGUUCUCGGCCAGCUUCUCGCGGUGCAUGGCGGCCUGGGCCUCGCUCUGCUGCUGCAUAUACUCCAUCAUCGCUGACGUGAGACAAUGGGUGAGAGGGGGAGGGAGGGAGGGAGGGGCGCGCACACACAGACAGAGAGACACACCCACAUGGACGGAUGGAGAGAUGGCUGUGUUGCGGGGGAUGUGUGUGUAUGUGUAUGUGUGUGUGUGCGCGCACCCUUGAAGUCGGAAGCCUGUGGCUGGGGGCUGACGCCUGGUGGAACGGAAUGGAAUGGAAGGGAUGGAGGAAGAGGCAACAAGACAACAGAGGAGGCACGCGUAAAUCGAUUCUCUGUCUUCCCUCUCAGUCGUGUGUGUUUGGUGGGGUGGGUCGUACCGUUGGUCGAUGCAGCCGCAGCAGCAGCGCCACCUCCAGUGUUGGUGUUGCCGCCCCAUCCUCCGCCCCCGACAGACGCCUCGUUGCCCCACCCGCCGCCAGAGGAUGAUGCCGCACCUGCGCCGUAGCCACCUCCACUAGGAGAGGUACCGCCCCAACCUCCUCCACCACCGCCUCCAGCACCAGACGAGUUGCCUCCAGCGGCAGCGGCAGGUGAACCCGACUCCCCAGGAGACGGCAGCAACUCCCCAGCCUGAAGUAAUUGAGAUUCAAAUCAACGUCACGUCAGCUGCACUGACUCGACUCUCUCAGUCACUCACAUGGCUGCUGGGACCACCUGAACCCGACGCCCCACCACGGAGUCUCGCCACGCGUUCAUUGUAAAACUUCAGACGUGUUGGGCCGUCCGGGCGGCUCAGCUGCUCCAGAAAGUACAUCAGUCUGUCCUUGAACUGGUUGAAGAGGUUGAAGCGUUCCUCGAGAGGCAGCACCUGGGUGGCCCUGUCUGCAUCUUUGUGGAAGUCGGUGCACAGCGCUGCCGACCCCUGCAGGUCCCCAUCCGUCUUCCACCGGCGGCGGAGGGCCUCUUGCUGUGCGUUCACGGCAGGCCGCCACACGAAGUUGGUCACUCUCCCGAGGUUGAACUCGUUCAGGGGAGCCAGGAUGUCGGAGAUGUGGCGCCUGAUAUGGGCCGGCGUAUCCGGGUGACUGGCGUAGUUGGCGAAACCCUCCUCCGUCUGAACCAAGACAAACACGCGGCCAAAUAAAGCACCGCUCCUUCGAGUGGCUGACUAUGUGCGUGAGGGCCUACGUGACGUGUUCGAUACAUACCAGGUUCAGCCGACUAGUGAUCAUCUCGCGGAAGCUACGAUACUCGGGAUCGGCAGCACAUCCAAACAGACAAACUGAUAGGCAGACAGACGACCAGAUAGGCAGACAGACAGACAGACAUCCAAAAGUGAGCAUGACUCGUGUUCAUGCUUCUUACAUCGGCAAGCGGGGUCGCUAGGGUCGAAGGUAUCCCUGUACUCGGCCGGCACUGUCUCAGGUGUGUGCACCACCAGCCUGAUCCAACCCAGCCUCCCAUCCAGCAGCAGCUCCUCUCCCGCCCCCCGUGUCAGCUCCAUGCCCCACGACAGGCGAUGGCCGAAGAGGCCAUAUUGGCGCAUGCUCGCCGGUCGGCUGUCGAUUUCCGCCUUGGUGCCCGCGCGCCCCACAUCGCGCUCGUCCAGCUGGAGGGGCAGCCUGCCCACAUCGCGCUCGUCCAGCUGGAAGGGCAGCCGGACGGACUCGAGUUUCUUGGCAAGCUGCAGCAGCGGCACACUCCCUGACCAGUCGCCCCCCACCUCUAUCAGGUGCCGCAGACGGAUCAGCCGAAACACGCGACGGCGACUGGUGGACUGACGCAGCGGCUGGUAGUCGAUGAUGUUCUCCAGUCCGUUGCUCUUGAUGAGGCCGUCGAUGGCCGACGUCACGGCGGUCUCGACUGCACUGCUGCCGGCGUGUGACGUGCUGGCCAUGGUGUUGUUGACCUGGGUGAGAGUGGUGGUCUCAUCGCCCUCUGGACCGAUCCAUCCGGCGAGUGUGUGUUGGAGCUCGGGUGGCAGGCCGUACAGCCGCUGCACGAACAAGUGUGGGUUGGACGGGACGGCACCACCAUCACCACCAUCACCAGCACCACCACCAGCACCAGCAGCAGCAGCGGCGGCGGACGACGCCGCCGCGGCAUCGCCCAGCGAGCUGUCGGCACCGACCUGACCCUGCAGACACCGCCGCAUGCCGGCCCGCAUAGUGACGCCACUCAGCAGGCCCACAUCGAGUGUGUACCUUCUUCUCAUUUGGUGCGGUUGUCUUCUUGAGUGCGAACUUCUUGAAGUUGCCCUUCAGCUGCACACAUCGCAUCGCAUCGCAUCAAUCACACACGCACCCACAGAGGGCAAGGUGAAUGUUCACAGCAUCCAUCCAGUGUUGCGCACCCACCAGAGCCAAUCCUUUUAGGUCCGACACGGCAGACUUGUAAGCCUCCAUGGACGCAGAGAGCUUCGAGAGCGCACCGUUGGCCAUCUUGACUCGAGAUGCUCUCAUGGGCGACUCCUGCACACACACACACACACACACAUGCCGCAUUCACUCACACACGUCACACUUACACAUCCCUCUCAGGUCGCUCACCGCGGCCUUUGUCGCCAGGUACUUGAGUGCCUCUGGCGGCCCCUGUCACACACACACACAGAACACACAAAUAGCGAAGGCAUGGCUGAUGUGGUGUGGUUGUGCCGCAGGUGACAGAGAGAGACCUACCUGUGAGUGUAGGCCCUCAUGAGCUACUUGCGCGUGGCUGCCGAGCAAACCGCCACCUUGCAGAGCGGCUGACACACACACAUCAAUGGGCCGUCAUGCGUGUGUGUGUGUGUGUGUGGUGGUGGUGGUGGUGCCUGCCUUCAGCUCACCUGCAGCCGCCGCCUGUUGGUUCAUCAU
This is a messenger RNA of Vitrella brassicaformis, 4186 nucleotides long. Lineage: Eukaryota; Vitrellaceae. The record is from the annotation of a GenBank genome assembly.